ACAUAAUUCAAUAUUAUUGAAGCAAUGUUAAUUAAGAUGACAGAAUUGUAAUACUUUAUUGUAAAGUACUGAGAGUUCCACUAGAGCCAACAAGGCAAUAAACAAAGAGAUUUACUUCACUUUUUCAAGCCAUUCAGGUAGAUGCUGAAGAAACAAUCUUAAAUGACACAAUUUUCAGUGAUAUCACUAUCACACCAGUUCAUCUAUAAAUACUGUGAAGAAGUCAAACAAGCAGCUGCUGUCACAACACAUUCAACUACUCUACUAUUCUGAUCCACUGUUGUAAUGAUGGAGUGUGUUAAAGAGGAGACUGAUCCUGAAUCAUUCACAAUAACACCUCAACAUACUCAACAACAAACAGACCUCAUUAAAGUAAAGAAGGAAGAAGAAGAACAUGAUGAAAUGAAGAAGGAGCAUCAGGACCACAGUUUCAUAACUGAAGAAAAUUCUUCCAGCUCCUCACAAACUGAUGAGAAUUUAACUCAAGAAACAGCUGAAGCCAAAAAACUUUAUGCUUGCAAUCUUCGUGAUACGAGUUUAUCAAAAAAAGGCCAACUAAAGAAUCACACAAGGAUUCACACUGGUGAGAGGCCUCACGCAUGCACCCACUGUGAGAAGACUUUCGUUCAAAAAAGUCAGCUUAAGGUUCACAUAAGAGUUCACACUGGUGAAAGGCCGUUCACCUGCCCUCAGUGUGAUAAGAGUUUCCGAACAAAAUCAAAUCUAGAGUGCCAUUUACGAGUUCACACUGGAGAAAAACCUUUCACGUGCCCUCAUUGUGAUAAGAGUUUCACACAAAAAGGAAGUCUUCAGAUUCACAUACGAAUGCAUACAGGUGAGAAGCCUUUUUCAUGCAAUCUGUGUGAUAAGAGUUACACACAUGCAGAAAGUCUCAAAUUUCAUCUGCAGUUUCACUCGAAUGAAAGGCCGUUUAGCUGCGAUCAGUGCGAUAAGAAGUUUGUUUCGGCAGCUCUGUUAAAAGAGCACCUAAAGACUCAUUCAGAUGAGAGGCCGUUUUUGUGUACUGUUUGUGGGAAAAGUUUUCUAUCCCUUAAAAAAGUAAAAGCACACCAGAAGAGGCAUGCGGGUGUGAAGUGCUCUGUGUGUGGAAAUUUGUUUUUGGGACCCAAAGAGCUGGAACAGCACCAGAAGAUUCAUACUGGAGAAAAGUCGUCAGGUCCAAGCACAUGAUGUGAAAUGAAGAUAAACCUCACGGUUGACUUAAUUAAAAAUAUAUUUUUUUAAUGCGUUACAUCAAGUGUUGAAAUUUGUUCAUGUAGCUCAACUUGUGUUAACAGUGCAAAAGGUCAUGGGUUUGAUCCUCAUUCUGAUAAAAUGUAUAGCUUUAAUGUAUUGUAACUUGCUUUGAAUAAAAGUGACAUCCAAAUGCAUUAAAAUGUAAAUUUUUCUAGGAUUUAUUCUUUUAUUUCAUGUUAAAGUAGCAGUACUUCUAGAUUUUCAGUCAUUAGAGGUAAUUUGUUAAAUAAUCAUAACAACAGUCUUUAUCUGAUCUAAAAUCUAAAUUUAGUUAAUCGUGGAUAUGAUAAGAAGAGAACAAAAACAUUUUUGUGACUGAAAUGAAGGAAUUGUUCUCCCGAAACUGAAACUUUUUAACAAUAUUCACUUAUAAGCCAUCACUGCAUGUGUUAGAUGUUUCCAUUAUCAGAUGCAAUUCAGCAAACAAUCAAAAAGACAGAUGUGAUGUUUUGCAAGAUUUUAAGAGAUUCUUUAUUUCACUGACUUUGUGAUGUUACUUGCAAUUUAGACUACAAGAUAAUAGUUUUCAUACAAUUCAAUGUAAUUUCUUUUUAUACAUUAUGUAAACUUUUAAAUAAUUCUAAUUUAAGAUGCUGUGUUAUUCAGUAGAUUCUAUAGUGUUAUCGUUUGACAAAUGUGGGAUAUUUAACCUUGAAUAUAUUUAUUUCACCUAUACAUUUAUGUUUUGUAUCCUUUGUAGUUCAUUAAUUACCUUGCAUUUCACGAAUUUUGACAGAUUGAAUAAAGGGACUUUUAUUUUGCUUCUUGGAGCCUGUUGUGCGGUGACGUCAUAAGAGGUGCGCUCCCUCCGCUGCCUCUCUGUUGAGGUAGCAUUUAGGAUGAAAAUUAAACGAUUAAAAAUACGCUUUUAAACCAAUAUAUAUUUAAACAUUAUUCAAUAUUAUUAAAGCAAUGUUAGUUAAGUAAUACUUUAUUAUAAAGUACUCAGAGUUGUUCCACCACAUUUUAGGCCAUUCAGGUAGAUGGUGAAGAAACAAUCUUAAAUGAGACAAUCUUCAGUGAAGUCACUAUCACACCAGUUCAUCUAUAAAUACUGUGAAGAAGUCAAACAAGCAGCUGCUGUCACAACACAUUCAACUACUCUACUAUUCUGAUCCACUGUUGUAAUGAUGGAGUGUGUUAAAGAGGAGACUGAUCCUGAAUCAUUCACAAUAACACCUCAACAUACUCAACAACAAACAGACUUUAAACUGGAAAUUAAGGAGGAAGGUGAAGAACACGAAGUGGAGGAUGAACAUCAACACCACAGUUUUAUAACUGAAGAAAAUUCUUUCAGCUCCUCACCAACCAAUGAGAAAACAACUGAAGAAAGAGCUGAAGCCAAAAAAACUUUAGCUUGCCAUCUUUGUGAUAGGACUUUCAUACACAAAGGAAACCUCAAGUAUCACAUAAGGGUUCACACUGGUGAGAGGCCUUACGCAUGCUGCCAGUGUGAGAAGACUUUUAUUCAAAUAAGUGAGCUUAACUCUCACAUAAGGAUUCACAGUGGUGAGAGACCAUUCACCUGCCCUCAGUGUGAUAAGAGUUUCCUAAGAAAAUCAGAUCUAAAGCGUCACAUAUGGGUUCACACUGGAUUAAAACCGUUCUUGUGCCCUCAUUGUGAUAAAAGUUACAGAGGAAAAUCAGAUCUUGAGCGUCACAUACGGGUUCACACUGGAGUAAAACCUUUCUCUUGCCCUCAUUGUGAUAGGAGUUUCCGAGGAAAAUCAGAUCUAGAGAGUCACAUACGAAUUCACUCUGGGGUAAAAUCUUUCCCAUGCCCUCAUUGUGAUAAGAGUUUCCUAAGAAAAUCAGAUUUUAAUCGUCACAUAAGGGUUCACACUAGAGUAAAACCUUUCUCGCGCCCUCAUUGUGAUGAGAGUUUCCUAGGAAAAUCAGAUCUAGAAAGUCACAUACAGGUUCAGACUGGAGUAAAACAUUUCCUGUGCCCUCAUUGUGAUAAGAUUUUCAAAAGAAAAUCAGAUUUAAAGCGACACAUACGGGUUCACACUGGAGUAAAACCUUUCUCGUGCCCUCAUUGUAAUAGGAGUUUUCGAGAAAAAUCUGAUCUAGAGAGUCACACAGGAGUUCACACUGGAGUAAAACCUUUCCCGUGCCCUCAUUGUGAUAAGAGUUUCUUAAGAAAAUCUGAUUUAAAGCGUCACAUACGGGGUCACACUGGAGUAAAACCUUUCUCGUGCCCUCAUUGUGAAAAGAGUUUUCAACAGAAAGGAGGUCUUCAGAGUCACAUACGCAUUCAUACAAGUGAGGAGGACAGGCUGAGCUCACGCCAGAGGAGAGGCGGGUCAAACACUACAUCAACCAACCAGAAGAUGCUUUCUCUACCAAUGAACAUAAGAGUUAAUAUAGCUUGUGAAUUACUAUAUAUAACACCCGAUGCUACCACAACAUGAAUACACAGUGACUAAACAAAUUAUCUCCAAAAUCUGAUACUUAUAAGACAGUACUUACACGGAUGUCCUCAAGCGCCUGUUAUUAGAACAACACCCCAAAACCUUAUGUGGAGUUAAGUUGAUGUCAAGAUUGUAUAAAAUUAAUCACUUAUGUACUGUUUACUGCAAAAAAAAUUUUGUUUCGUUUUUACUUUUUUGUUGAAUUAGACUUUAAAUUAUUUUGUGUUUUAGAAGUAAAGAAAAUUGGAUUUUUUUUCCUUUCAGUGUAUAUAGUGAUGAUAUAGGUAUAAAUAUAGUAAGGCCUCUUAAUUUUAAUAUAAUUGUUUAUAUUUACUGUCAAACUCAUAAUUCUAUAUGAUUUAGAAUGCCUAAAUAUUUGCUCAUUGUUUAUAAUAAAAAUGGUUGCAUUCAAUGCUUCAAUAGGAGAAGCCUAAUUCGACUACCAAUCUCACAGUCGAAACGUCACAGAUGUGUUGUAAAAUGAGCAUCAUUACAUUUUGGCUGUAUAGGGGGGCACAUUAUCUGAUUUCACAUAAAACAGCUUUCUCCCAAUAUAUUAACAUAUACAAUUCAAUUUAAUUUAUAUAGCGCUUUUCACAAUUGGUAGUUGUUUCAAAGCAGCUUUACAUUAAUAGAAGCGGGGAAAACACAGAAAAAUCGGCAGGUAGCAUAACAUAAUACAGAUAGCUUAAGCAGAAGAAUUUGCUGUGGCUAUGAAUCAACAUUAUAAGCGAGCAUAUAACUUAUGUAACGUAAAAGGGUUCUAAGUUAAACCAAUGAAGGCCGACUUCCUGGGUUGAAAAACCCCCUAGGAGAAAAAACCCCAGACUUUUUUAGCCGGGAGGAAAAAAACCCUUGGGAUAUAUAUUUGAUUUAAACCUUCAUAACUUAAAAAAUACAGCUAAGUAGCACCAUAUAACAAAAUAAUGACAUUAUAACAAAAUAAUAAACAUGUUUUGACAAAAUGUAAAAAAAAUGGAUUUAUCUCGUUUUGCAACGAAACUCGAUAUAUAUAUCCCAAGGGUUUUUUCCUCCUAGAACUUUUUUCCUCCCGGCUAGGUUUUUUUCUAUGGGAAGAGGUUUCCAGAUUAAUAAACCAUUGUGAAGCAGUUUUCUCUUUGUUUCUACAGUUAAAAAGACAAAGUUGGCAAUUCUGGCUAUACUUUCAUUAUUUUAAUAAUUUCUUUGUUUUUAUUUAAUUUAUAGAUAAGGGUUAUCUGAUUGAACUAUUUGUUGCUUAUGUUUUGUUCCCCUGCACAUUUAGCCAUUUUGCACACAUGGUCUGCACCUUUUUACUUUUUUAUUUAUUAUAAAGGUAAAUUGUGAUUUAAUUUAAAUCUGUAAAUUUUGCUUAACUGAUUGCAAUUUAGCCGAACACACUAGGUGCUCUGUCAUAUUUAAGAGUUUAUAAAACUAAACAUCAAAAAACAAUUUUUUUGUUUAACUAAAAAACAGGUAAGUUGUUGCUGAAAUUUCGAUGAUAAUGCGUAUAAAUUCUUUAUGUCACUAUGUACGUUUUCAAUAAUUGUGAUUAAGAUGCACAGUUAUAUCUAUGUAUGCAGUUUAUUCAUCGGUAGAUUCUGUAGUGUAAUCGUUUGACAAAUGUGGGAUAUUUGACCUUGAAUAUAUUUAUUUUAUACAUUCAUGUUUUGGAUCUUUUGAUUUCCUUGCAUUUCAUGAAUUUUGACUAAUUGAAUUAAAAGACUUUUAUUUUGAUACGAGAAGCCUGACGUGUGGUGACGUCAUAAGAUGUGCGCUCGCUGCGCUGCCUCUCGUCUUCUCGUUUGAGGUAGCAUUUAGGAUGCAAUAUAAACGAUAAAAAACACGCUUAAUUUUUAAACAUCGAAAUAUUUAAACAUUAUUGAAUCUUAUUGAAGCAAUGUUAAUUAAUAUUACAGUAUUGUAAUACUUUAUUGUAAAGAACUGAGCGUUGUUCGACCACUAGGGCCAACAUUUAUACAAGGCAAUAAACAAAGAGAUUUACUUCACUUUAUCAAGCCAUUCAGGUCUGUUCCUGUAAAUGCUGAACAAACAAUCUUAAAUAAGACAAUCUUGAUUGAAGUCACUAUCACACCAGUUCAUCUAUAAAUACUGUGAAGAAGUCAAACAAGCAGCUGCUGUCACAACACAUUCAACUACUCUACUAUUCUGAUCCACUGUUGUAAUGAUGGAGUGUGUUAAAGAGGAGACUGAUCCUGAAUCAUUCACAAUAACACCUCAACAUACACAACAACAAACAGACUUCAUGGAAAUAAAGGAGGAAUAUGAAGAACAUGAAGUGAAGGAUGAACAUGAAGUGAAGGAUGAACAUGAAGUGAAGGAUGAACAUGAAGUGAAGGAUGAACAUGAAGUGAAGGAUGAACAUGAAGUGAAGGAUGAACAUGAAGUGAAGGAUGAACAUGAAGUGAAGGAUGAACAUCAACACCAGAGUUUCAUAAUUGAAGGAAAUUCUUUCAGCUCCUCACAAACUGAUGAGAAAUCACCUCAAGAAAGAGCUGAAGCUAAAAAACCUUAUGCUUGCCAUCUUUGUGAUAAGAGUUUCUUACACAGAGGAAACCUAAUAUAUCACAUAAGGGUUCACACUGGUGAGAGGCCUUACGCCUGCCCCCACUGUGAGAAGACUUUCAUUCAGAAAAGUGAGGUUAACGCUCACAUAAGAAUUCACACUGGUGAGAAGCCGUUCACCUGCCCUGAGUGUAAUAAGAGUUUCGGUAGAAAAUAUGAUCUAAAGCGUCACAUACGAGUUCACACUGGAUUCAAUCCUAGUUUCCCUUGCCCUCAUUGUGAUAAGAGUUUCCUAGGAAAAUCAGAUCUGGAGCGUCACAUACGAGUUCACACUGGAGAGAAACCUUUCUCGUGCCCUCAUUGUGAUAAGAGUUUUCAACAGAAAGGAGGUCUUCAGACUCACAUGCAAACUCAUACAAGAGAGAAGUACAGGCGGCGCUCAAGAUGUGGAGAUGGAAUAAACACUGCAUCAACCAACCGAAAGAUCCUUCCUCUACCAAUGAACAUAAGAGUUAAUGUAGCUUGUCAAUUACUAUGUAUAACACCCCAUGCUAUUCACAAUAUGAAUACACAGUGAUUAAACAAAUUAUCUGCAAAAUCUGAUAUUUGUAAGACCGUACUUUUGUGAAUAUUUGCAUUAUAGCAACCAAAGAGCCCUUAAGUGCUCAUUUUUAGGUGUUCAGACACCUAAAAACUUUUGGUGGAGUUAAUUUGACCUCAAGAUUGUAUAAAAUGAAUAACCUAAUGUACUGUUGUUUUUACUUUUAUUUUGAAUUAGGCAUUGAAUUGUGUUGUGUUUCAAAAAUGUUUUAAAAUUACCCUGGGAUUUUUUAUUGCAGUGUACAUAGUGAUGAUAUAGUGGAUACGGCAUCUUAACUUUAUUAUAAUGUAGCAAUAUAAUGUAGUUUAUAUUUACUGUCAAACUGUAAUUUACUAUGAUUUAGGAUGGUUCAAUAUUUGAUCGCUGUUUAUUAUAAAAACGGUUACAGUGAGUAAUUUCACUGAUUAAAGUAUCAAUAUAUUUAACCCGUUAAUUGGCGCUGUCCCGUGAGCGGGACACCUACGUUUAUUUCAAUAUUUUCUAUCACGACAAACUAUAUAUUGUUGGAAAGGUCUAAGAAUGUAGUUUUCAUAUUUCAAAACCUUUUAGCAGUAAUAAUAAUGCAGUAACUGUAAUUUAUUCAUUUGUGACACAAGUAUGCAUCAAACCUCAAAGCAAACCAGCACAAACCUCAUUUUUUUGACAAUUUUAUGUAUUAAAAAUUAUACUAUAUUGCAUUUUUAUUUAUUACAAAUAAAUGUAAACUGCUUUAAAAAAAAUAAUAUUUUCACCUCCUGACACUUCCCUAAAAAACGUUGAAGUGUCUUCUUUAAAACCAAAAAUUACCAAAAUUAAAACCAAAAUUAGGCUUCUAGACCAAAAAAAAAAAAAAUGCCAGAGUUAUAUUAAUUUAAAGUUAUAUCACCUUUUCACCAACCCCUCCACUCAAAAAGGGCUGCGCCAGUUAAAGGGUUAAUAAAAAAUACAAAUAAUGGUCCUUAAUCUUUACUUUCAACUGUGUGCUACAGUUACAAAAAAAUAAAUCAAUUAUCAUGUUUUAUUUUUAUUUAACAUUCAUGAUUGCAGUUUCCCAGACAGGGCUUAAGACUAGUCCCAGACUUAAAUGCAUGUUUGAGCUGUCUCAACUUAAAACGGCUUGUACUGACCUAUUUUAAAAUAUAUCAGUGAUGUUGUUUUGUUACAAGAUGCACAGCAGCAGUGUGUUUUUGAAAAUUAUGUUUUUAAAAACAAUUUAAUUGUUUUUCAUUAAUUUACAUGAUCUUGUUUGCAAUCUGAUAAUGUCCCAAAACUAUCAUUCGGUCAUUAUUCACUUAUAAGACAGCACUGGAUAUCUCCAUUAUCAGAUCUAAUUUUGCAAUAUUUUAAGAUAUUCUUUCUUUCACUGUCUUUGUGAUAAUACUUGCAGUUCAUACUACAAGAUCACAGUUUGCAUACAAUGCAAUGUAAUUUCUUUAUUUUGUUAUGUAAACUGUAAAUAAGUGUGAUUAAGAUGCAGUCUUGUUCACUGGUAGAUUCUAUAAUUCUAGAUUCGUUUAAGAAAUGUGGGGUGUUUGACUUUUAAUAUAUUUAUUUUACCUAUACAUUCAUGUUUUGCAUCCUUUGUAGUUACUUAAUUUCCUUGCAUUUCACGAAUUUUUAAAGAUUAAAUAAAAGGACUUUUAUUUUGCUUCUUGAGGUCUGUCGUGUGGUGACGUCAUACGAUGUGCGGCCACUGGCUGCGCUGCCUUUCGUCUUCUCGUUUGAGGUAGCAUUUAGGAGGCAAAUUCAACGAUUGAAAAAUACCCUUAUUUUUGAACAAAUAAAUAUUUAAAUAUUGUAUAUUAUUAAAUCUUUUGAAACAAAGUUGGUAAAGAUUACAGUAUUGUAAUACUUAUUGUAAAGUACUGAGAGUUGUUCGACCACUAGCGCCAACAUUUAAACAAUGCAAAAAAGAGAUGUACUUCACUUUUUUAAGCCAUUCAGAGGUCUGUUCCUGUAGAUUCUGAAGAAACAAUCUUAAAUGACGCAAUCUUCAGUGAAGUCACCAUCACACCAGUUCAUCUAUAAAUACUGUGAAGGAAGUCAAACAAGCAGCUGCUGUCACAACACAUUCAACUACUCUACUAUUCUGAUCCACUGUUGUAAUGAUGGAGUGUGUUAAAGAGGAGACUGAUCCUGAAUCAUUCACAAUAACACCUCAACGUACUCAACAACAGAAAGACCUUAUGAAGGAGGAAAGUCAAGAACACAAUAAAGUGGAGGAGAAGCAUCAACCCCACAGUUUUAUAAAGGAAGAAGAUUUAUCCCGCUCUUCACAAACUGAUGAGAAUGUACCUCAAGAAAGAGCUGAAGCCAAAAAACCUUAUGCCUGCGAUCUUUGUGAUAAGAGUUUCUCACAAAAUGGGAAUCUAAUUUAUCACACAAGGAGCGUACACACUGGUGAGAGGCCUUAUGUAUGCCCCUACUGUAAGAAGACUUUCAUUAUUAAUAGUCGGCUUAUGAACCACAUAAGAAUUCACACUGGUGAGAAGCCGUUCACCUGCCCUCAGUGUGAUAAAAGUUUCCGAACAAAAUCAGAUCUAAGGCGUCACAUACGAGUUCACACUGGAGAAAAACCUUUCACAUGCCCUCAUUGUGAUAAGAGUUUCACACAAAGAGGAAGUCUUCAGGCUCACAUUGAACUUCAUACAGGUGAGAGGGAAAAGCGGAUCUCACGAAAGAGGAGAGGUGGGAAAAAAACUACAUCGACCAACCAAAAGAUCCUUCCUCUACCACCGAACAACAACGUAAAAGUUAAUAUAGCUUGUCAACUACUAUAUGUAACACCCUAUGCUACCACAAUAUGAAUACACAUUGAUUAAACAAAUAAUGACAUAAAAACUGACUCUCUAAGAUGUAGAUGCUUUUAACUUAACUUGUCUCUAACACUGAUAUGAUAUAUGGCUGUCAUGAUUAUGACAUUUGGCUGACGGUUAAUUGUCUAAUAAAGUGUGACGGUUAAUUGCCUGUUUAGGGUUUUGACGGUUAUGACGAUUAA
Misgurnus anguillicaudatus (oriental weatherfish) is the source of this 9754-nucleotide messenger RNA. Lineage: Eukaryota; Metazoa; Chordata; Actinopteri; Cypriniformes; Cobitidae. The record is from RefSeq and is a predicted model, not a curated record.